AGGCAGAAACCUUGGACGCUGGCACUAGAAGGCAGGGGUAUUCUCAGAAAGGGGACAUAGAGAAGGGCAGUGGGGGGGAAUCUAAAUUGUGGGUCUAACCCCUUUGGAACACAAAUCAAAGUAAGCUUGAAUGCCGUGGAUCAAAGGGUACAGAGUCAGGGGGAUGACACGUGGGUGUCAGUGGCAGGAGACUGGCUUUACGAAAACAAGUUCAUGCCAAGAAAGGAAAGAGAUGGUGUGAAGUAGAGAAGGGAUAAUAAGCAAAGGAGGAAGAGAGAGAGAGAAUCAAGCCAGAUGCUAGAUCAGAUAUGCGUGAAAUGAGUGAAUCAGUGAAAGGAGAGGAAGGGGAGUUAAGACGGCAGGAAAGGAAGAGAGAGAUGUCAUCUGAGAUACAAAUAACGGCAUGAGUGAAUUGAUAUUGGAAAGUGUACAGAAUAGCUCGACAGACAACUCAGGGAAGCCAGCAACCAUCCUCUGGAGAGGGACUGGGCAACAGGGUGAAAUCUGAAUCAUGGCUCCUGACCUCAUCCCAGGAUUGCUGUAGCUGCCAACCCUGCCAUGGAGAAGCUAUUACCACUGACAGCAGGGGACAAUGAACCCAUUGUCCACUGUGGGGAGCAUUCCCACAAGGACUGCUGUGAGCGGGUGGUGAUAAAUGUUUCAGGCCUACACUUCGAGACCCAAAUGAAGACCUUGCGCCAGUUUCCUGACACCCUACUAGGUGAUCCGCGACGCCGUGUGCGGUACUACGACCCACUGCGCAACGAAUACUUCUUUGACCGCAACCGGCCCUGCUUUGACUCCAUCUUGUAUUAUUAUCAGUCUGGAGGGCGUCUCCGACGACCAGCCAACGUCCCCAUUGAUGUUUUCUUGGAGGAACUCAAGUUCUAUCAGCUGGGAGAGGAGGCUCUCACUAAAUUCCGAAAUGAUGAGGGCUUCAUUAAGGAUGAAGUGCAGCCCAUGCCUGAGAGGGAGUUCCUCAAACAAGUGUGGCUGCUCUUUGAGCAUCCAGAGAGUUCGCAAGCUGCCCGCAUCAUCGCAUUAAUCUCAGUGUUGGUCAUCCUCAUCUCCAUUGUGAUCUUCUGCCUGGAGACCCUUCCUGAGUUUCGGGAUGAGAGGGAUAUCUCAUUGCCGCUUGUUCAUCAUCGUUUGAAUAGCAGCAUAAACCACACCCUGCCGCCCCCAAAGCCCCAUUCAGAAGAUCCUUUCUUCAUCGUAGAGACCGUUUGCAUCUGCUGGUUCUCGUUUGAGCUCCUGGUACGGUUCAUGGCCUGUCCGAGUAAGCCAGCCUUCUUCAAGAACAUCAUGAACAUGAUUGAUUUUGUGGCCAUCAUCCCUUACUUUGUGGCUCUCGGCACUGAAUUUGCACGCCAGCGGGGCGUGGCCCAGCCUGCAAUGUCCCUGGCUAUCCUCAGGGUCAUCCGGUUGGUGAGGGUCUUCCGAAUCUUCAAGCUCUCCAGGCACUCCAAAGGCUUGCAGAUCCUCGGGCAGACACUCAAGGCCAGCAUGAGGGAGCUUGGCUUGCUCAUCUUCUUCCUCUUCAUUGGAGUCAUCCUCUUCUCAAGUGCUGUCUACUUUGCCGAAGCUGACUAUGACAACACAAACUUUACCAGCAUCCCUGCGGCCUUCUGGUGGGCCGUGGUCACCAUGACAACCGUGGGGUAUGGCGACAUGUACCCUGAGACUGUUGGCGGGAAAAUUGUGGGCUCCCUGUGUGCCAUUGCCGGAGUACUCACCAUCUCCCUCCCCGUGCCUGUCAUUGUCUCCAACUUCAGCUAUUUCUACCACCGUGAAACGGAGGGUGAGGAGCAAAGGCAAUACAUCCACAUCACUACCUGCCCAUACACCCCGCCACCAUCCCCUGCUCCUGCCGCCAUUCAGGAGGCCCACCUCUGGAAGAAACACCAUGAGGAUACCUCACUAACUAUGCCCAAUUCGGAACUGCUCGAUGGCAUGGUGCCUAUGGGAAACUCUGAAGUGCCCAACAAACGUCUCGUGACCCAAGUGUGACCCUCCUCAUUGAUCCAAGUGACCCUUCCCCACAUCCUGGCCUGACCAGCCCUGCAUCUCAGCGUCUUAACUGGAAGGCUCUGCAUUUAGAAACAACAACAAACAGGAAAAUUAGCCAAAAAACACCAGUCUUUGGUUUGGCUUUCAAACCCAAAAAUAGUAUAUUGAGUUCAGAGCAAACCUUUCACAUCACUUUUGGAGAGGGGACCUGAGGGAGAGACAGCUGUGGCUAAAUUUGGGAUGGGGCAAGUCACAGUGGGUUGCCGCCGGAGGUGCCACAUGGUGUGGGGGGGAAGUGAGUCAUGUGGACUAGGUUGCAAGGAGACCGGUCCACAAACAGACACACCCUGUUGCUCUGCUCCUUCCUUUAUUGGUUGAGGGUGCAGUCAGUCCAGAAAAAAGUACUUCCUCCCCCCCCAGCUCCUUUGACUCCCCUGUCUCUGCCUUGUCACCCGCCACCACCUUUCUGUGACUCAAAGAGCCCCUGGCAUGAAGAUGCCUCCAUGAAAUCACAGCAGUGUGUUCUUGGGUUACAUCUGCUGGAGCACGCAAUGGAACAUACCCAGAGCAACCAGGCCCCAAAUAGCAAGAGUGGGGAUAAAUAAGGGAAAGCAAUGAGUCAGCCGCUUGUAAAUCAGGAUAUCACAGUGUGAUCACACAGAGGGGGAACUGUAAAUACAUCCCCAGGAUGCAGCCGACUGCUGCAAAGGAGUUGUCAGCCUCCAUCUGUCUGAUUUUAUAGGAUCCUUUUCAUUGAGGAUCUACAAACAGAUGGCUAUACUUUGUUUUGCUGAGAAUCCACAUUGGAAGGGGUGGACAUGUGUUAAUUUCUUCGGCUACAACUAAUCUGGAAUGCUUACAUAACUUAUAUAACUUUUUGUUUUGUUUUGACAGAUCAUUUUCAUUUCAGACUCAGUCCCAAACCAUCCUUCAGUUUCACCUGAAGCAGUAAAAUGCCAAGCAUGUCACCUUCUUCUGCUCUGGAGCGCCCUCCUUGGACGGCAGCUCAUCAGCACAGCCCACCCAAAUCUUAAAUCCCACAUUCAGGGCUGGCUCUCUACUUACCAUUAGACAGGGUAGGGUAGCCUAGAUCAGGUUGCAGAUUUGGCUGGUACCCAUCAAAAGGCAGCAACUGAUCAAUUAUUGAAUUCAGGGAUGGUUAACCUGUGGCCCUCCAGAUAUUGCUGGACUGCAUCUCCCAUCAGCCCCUGCUAGCACAGCCAAUGGUCAGGGAUGAUGAAAGUUGUAGUUCAGUAACUUCUGGAGGGCCACAGGGUAGCCACCCUGAUUUAGUUUACUCUUAUAUGUUUACUACUAUGGAGAGAGGAAGGGAAAGAGUACUGUCUUUCUGCCUCUGGCUCCAAAGUGUCUUGAGCUUCUUCUUGUGUAAUCCAGUGGAAUCUCCUUAUAACUGAGUCUGACUAGACACUUCUCAGUACGGUAAAAAUUCUCUUUUAUCCCCAGACGACAAAAUCACCUUCCAUUUCAGUUUAGUCAUUUUCAAAUCCACUCAAAGUAGACCACAGCCCCUUCCAUCACAAUCUGGCUAGCUACAAAAUACUCAGCGGUGAGCUCAGUUUAGUCUUCUGCCAGCCAGAGCCAAGCAGCACCCUUCACUUCCCAGAGGGCAGAAUAUCUGCUCUAAUAAGUUCGUCUCUUUUGAAGUCAUCCCCUGUGAUCAAGCUGAGAUAUUUGUGUGGGAGAGGAAAGUGAAGUGGUUCUCAAAGUCUUAACCCAACAAAUAUCCAACAAACGAUCUGUACUCUCCCAGCUACAUUCUUUGUCUUAAUAUAUAUUGUUUCCUUUUCCAUUAGUCUUAAGUGCUGGGUAGAGUGAGACUCAGGGACGUUUACAUUCAGUCAACAACAGUGACAUUUUCUUCCAGCAAAUCUUAAGUAUUGUUGCAUAGGGAAUGUGAAGCAAAAAUGAAAGAAACAAAUCCAUUACCUACUUGGGCUUAAUAAAGCUGCAACGUCCAAGACUUAUGCCAUAAGGGAAUAAAAGCUACUGUGAGUAAUUUGUGUGAGUACGUUACAGAUGUCUAAACAGAAAUGCAAAGCAGAGCAAUUACCUAAGAAAAUAGUGAUUGUUGUGGCACAUAAAGGUAGUGUAGCAGCUAUAGUUACCCUAAUACUAUUUUCCCUUUGUCAGCCGGAUUUUGAUUUACAAGGUAAUUUGUAGGUUAUGUAAGAGUGUUAUUCAUGCUGCAAACCUCAGUAGGUGAAGCUUGUAACUAUGGUACAGGGCAGGACCCCAUGACCAUUAAGGGCUCGCAACUGUGCAAGUAUGAACAUAAGCAGAGUUUCCUGGAUGAGGUCAAAAGUCCAUUUAAUCCAGCAUCCACCAGGCCAAACCGAUGUCUCUGGAAAGCCCACAAGUAGGGCAUGGCAAAACAACCUCACCUUCUGUGUUCCUAGCAGUUGGCAUUUGGUAGUACGCUGCCUCACUUGAUGUUGCAAGUAGAUAACCAGCCAUUGACAGAAUGAUCCUCUCUGAAUUUGUCUAAUCCCUCUUUAUCCAUUGUUACUCGUGGUCAGAGUAGACCCAUUGACAUUAAUAGUCAUAACUAACUUAGGUCUGUUAAUGUCAAGAGCUUAAUUGGAUACAACCCAAUGGCAUCAUGGGGUAAUGCAGAUAAUAAUACCAAAAAUCAAUUACGUACCAUGUGAAGUUAUUACUUCCUUUCAUCUACUAUGAAUCUCCCACAAACAGUUUCAUUGAAUGGCCCCUGAGUUCUUAUGUUCUGAGAGACGGAGAAUAACUUCUUUCUAUCCACUUUCUCCCACACCAUGCACAAAUGCACUUAUUACAAUGAAAGUGGGUAUAAGAGAGAAAGAGUUACUCUAAUUUGGGCUGCCAUCUUAUUUUCUGAUGGAUGCUCUGUGCCUUUAACAGAGGAGGAACUCCACAGUUGCAUGGCAUACAUUCAAUUAUGUAGCAGCUACAUGGUAGCUGUUUAAAAGCCUCUAUCAGGAUCACAAAUAUAGGUGGCAAUCAUCUCUGCAACAGCUAUGGCCUUGCAUGUCUGUUGUAAUCAUUUUGAGUAGCACAUAAUUUCUCUGUAUAAUUUAGGUCACAUCUGCACCUUAUAUUUAAAGCACUAUUAUGCUACUUUAAACAGACAUGACUUCCCCCAGAGAAUCCUGGGAACAGUCAUUUGUUAAGGGUGCUAAGAGUUGUUAGGAGACCCCUAUUCCCCCUCACAGAGCUACAAUUCUGAGAGUAGUUUAACAAUCAAUCCCUCUUCCCAGGGAACUCUGAGUACUGUAGCUCUGUGAGGGGAACAUCAGUCCUCUAACAACUCUCAGCAUCCUUAACAAACUACAGUUCCCAGGAUUUUUUUGGGGGGAAGCCAUGAUUUUUGGGGGAAGUGAUAUCAUAGGGCUUUAAAAGUAAGGUGCAGAUGUGGUCUUAGUAACUGCAGUGUAAUUUGUGUACAGAAUAGUUGCACUGUUGUCGCUAAGCAAACUUGUGCUGGCUGCAUUGCUGUUGAUAUUCAAUUACCUUGCAAUUAUUACUCUGCUGUUGUGGACACAUGAGUAACAGUUUAGAAAAUAGUUAUAGUUCAGAAGGCGGAAAAGUUAUAAAGUUGUGUGGAUUCAUACAACUGGGAUCCACAUGGAAACUUACCACAUAGGAAGGUGGUCGUCUGUUGCCCCCAGAUUCAUGAUCUUGCAUUCACCAAUAUCAUGUGAGACAAUCCUAUUGUCCUGGUCUGCAUCAUCCAGACUGCAGUGGGGAAUUGCAACAUUGAAUGCUUUCCCAUAAACAUUUUCCUGACAUGUAUGGAAGAAGGGUUAUAGACUAGCUUUCCCCUUGAAGUGCUAGUUGUCUGUGUGCAGAUCUCACCCACCCACCUACCCUGGAAACAUUCAAACAUGCAGUUCAAAGUUGCUAUUUUUCACUUGCAAUCUUGUCCAGGAAAGGCCAUAUCAUGUGAUUCUACUGCAUGUGUAGUUCACUUCUAAGUUCAUCAUUACCCUUAAAAGGUGGCAAGUGGAACUGAAAUGAUGAUGAAUUUUUUAAAUGCUGCAUUGUAAAUGCCUUAUGUGCACCUACACAAAAGCUGUAUUAGAGAUUGGCACUGCUGUGUAAGAAGUAAGAAUACAAUGACAUGUGUGUAGCUGAGACUGUUUCUGUGAAUAGGUGCUAUUGGGAGUACUUACUAUAGUAAAUAAGACUGCCAGCAUUCCCCCACCCCCAUAGAGGCCCUGGAUCUUUAGCAGUUGCAUAACAGGUAGAAAUCCCACAGGCAAAGCUGUGCCUGUUAAAGAUACAGGAACUCUGCCAUAAUAAACCCCUCAUUAAUAACUGAGAUAUUAUACAACUUUUGUGUAUGACUGUAACAACAGCAGUGUACAUUACACGUGCCAGUAGUUGCGAGAGUUAUUCAUGCAUAGUAACUGUAGAGCAGCCUUUCCCAACCAGUGUGCCUCCAGAUGUUGUUGGACCACAACUCCCAUCAGCCUCAGCCAGCAUUGCCA
Messenger RNA from Rhineura floridana, 6494 nucleotides. RefSeq names its product potassium voltage-gated channel subfamily A member 7 (gene KCNA7). The record is from RefSeq and is a predicted model, not a curated record. Gene Ontology annotation, biological process: protein homooligomerization; potassium ion transmembrane transport. NCBI's taxonomy places the organism in Eukaryota, Metazoa, Chordata, Lepidosauria, Squamata, Rhineuridae. Gene Ontology annotation, cellular component: voltage-gated potassium channel complex; membrane. Gene Ontology annotation, molecular function: protein binding; delayed rectifier potassium channel activity. The transcript has 2 exons. Bases 559 to 2010 code for a protein of 483 amino acids.